Messenger RNA from Emys orbicularis (European pond turtle), 2719 nucleotides. RefSeq names its product solute carrier family 25 member 33-like. Gene Ontology annotation, cellular component: mitochondrion. The coding region runs from base 95 to 1135 and encodes 346 amino acids. NCBI's taxonomy places the organism in Eukaryota, Metazoa, Chordata, Testudines, Emydidae. The record is from RefSeq and is a predicted model, not a curated record. Gene Ontology annotation, biological process: pyrimidine nucleotide import into mitochondrion. Gene Ontology annotation, molecular function: pyrimidine nucleotide transmembrane transporter activity. The transcript has 6 exons.
AAGCAAGGAGCGGAGCGCUGCGUGUGCGGCCCGGGGUGAGCGGCAGGCGCCUGCCGGUCGGAGACAGACGCCGCAGAGGCACAGCGCGGUGGUGAUGCCCUAUCGGAGCACGCUGCUGCACCUGCUCGCAGGAGGAUGUGGCGGUACAGCUGGAGCCAUCCUGACCUGCCCCCUGGAAGUGGUGAAGACACGUCUACAGUCAUCCUCGUUGACCCUGCGCCCUCUUUGCCUCCCUGAGGUGCAGCUGCAGGGGCUGAAUGGAGGGUUUGUGCGUCCAGCCUUACCCUCCCCUGGCGUGCUCCAGCUAAUGAGGGCCAUCCUGGAGAAGGAAGGAAUCCGCUCCCUCUUCCGAGGCCUGGGUCCCAACCUUGUUGGAGUCGCCCCCUCCAGGGCCAUCUAUUUUGCUGCCUAUGCUGGGGCUAAGGAGAAGCUCAAUAUUGUCUUCGUACCCGAGUCCAAGAAAGUUCAUGUGCUCUCGGCAGUCUGUGCAGGGGUCACCUCUGCCACACUUACCAAUCCCAUCUGGCUGGUGAAAACCAGGAUGCAGCUGGAAGCCAGGGCAAGUGGGGAGAAGCACAGUAACGCUCUCCAGUGUGCCAUACGAGUGUACCGCACUGAGGGCCUGCGGGGAUUUUACCGUGGAAUCAGUGCCUCCUAUGCUGGAGUCUCCGAGACCGUCAUCCAUUUUGUCAUCUAUGAGGCGCUGAAACAACAGCUGAGGGAGCAGCAGCCAUUCCUCCCAACAGCCUUUGCCCUUGCACCGAACAGCCGUGAUUUCUUUGGACUCAUGGCAGCUGCUGCCAUCUCCAAGACAUGUGCCUCAUGUAUUGCGUACCCACACGGUGAGCAGCUCCAUCCUCCCCUCCACCACCCUCCUGCUGGGAGAGGCCUGGCUUGGAGGGUGACUCUGCUAACAUCCCAUCCCUUUGUUUUCCCAGAGGUUGUCCGGACACGGCUGCGGGAAGAAGGGUCCCGCUAUCGCUCCUUUGUGCAGACCCUGCGGCUGGUGGUCCAAGAAGAGGGACCCCUGGCUCUGUACCGAGGACUCCUGGCCCAGAUGAUGCGCCAGAUCCCCAACACAGCUAUCAUGAUGGCUACCUAUGAACUGAUCAUCCACUUAGCCACCAAAGUGUGACCCUGCACAAAUGCACCAGCCCCUUGUUGAGGCUGCUGGCUGUGCAUGGGAGAGCUAAAGUCUUGUGACUUGACAUGUUUUUCCUGUUCCACAAGGUAGUGCUGUUCACUCUGUAGCAGGAGGCCUGUGUGGUGAAGACCUUGUGUGUGGCAGUCUACCGUCUGCUGACAGGAUGCAGUGCUCUCAGGCCCGGGCAGUGGUUCUGGAUGGUGCGUGACCUCUAGCAUCAACCUCCAGAAAGUGGUCUGAUGCUCUGAGGUGGCAGUAAACCAGCUAGAAUAGGUGCAAUGGGGGCUCCUACUGCAAAGCACAAGGGCAUGGAGUUCAGUGGGGAAAGAGAUAAAGGAGGAUAAAUAAAUUAUAAUUCUAUAAAACAAAAUAAAGGGAGGCAGGAUGCCAAUUAAGCAAGUGCAUAUUUUAGCCCUUCCAGUGUCCCCAGCUAGCCAUCCCCAUCACUAGAAAGUACAUGUAUAGUUAACAGCCCCAGGAGUUCCACUCUUCUUGGGCCUGGCCUAUGGACAUAGCUGGACAUGUAGUCAGUGGACAGGGAGAGUAAACAAAUCUGCAGAAAUCAUGCAGCAAACGGAGAUCUUGCGAUAAGGCCUUCAGCUACUCUCUGGGAUUCUGCACAUAGUCAGGGUGUCUACAUAGAGUCCUACCCCCUACACUGUCUUCUUUCAAAGGAUUCUCCAAACCUGACUGAUAGACAUCCUAGUGCAUGGUACUUAGCAGGCAUCUUACAUCAUCUCCUUAGGGGAGCAAUCACCUGUGGAAAGACUCAUACAGCUGAGCAAUUAACUCUGCCUUUCUCUCCUCCUUAGAAGAGAGGCCAGGGCAGGGUGUUAGAACUCAGCCCUAUGUAUCGAGAGAAGCAGGAUGCAUCCUGGCAGGGGGAGCUCUGGCCUGGGCAGCUUGUGUUACUAUAGGCCCCAUCUAUCCCUCUCUCAGGUCUGUUCUCUGCAGGGGCAGGGAAGGAGCCUGCAAGGGCCCAGCUCUGCCUUCCUCUGCUGGAGGUACUGUGACAUGAGGAACAGUAGAUAUAAAAACCAAGCUGGAUGCCUGGUGUGUGAAACAUACUGUUUUGUGCCUGUGAAUGUCAUUUAGAGGGUGGAUGCAGGUGUUGAAGUUGAGGGAUUUGUUAAUACACUCAGUGUAUGAAAAAAAUAAGACUAUAAAUUGAAAACAUCAGAUCUGUCUGUAUCUGAGGGACUAAUCCCACAACCUCCUUGAACCCACUGCAGGGGGACCAGACUGCCUAAAACUAAGGCCCUGCCUUGGACAAAAUGCCUGUGGUUUUCAGCUACCUCAAUGGAGGUUUGGAAAAUCAUGUCAUUUUGCCAGUCAAGAGGGCUUAUAGGGCUAACUGCUGCCCUUCAAGCACCCACUCUAGCCCCUGCCUCUCAGAAUGAAGAAUCCCAGAGGCCUUGAGUCUGUUUCUUUUAAAUCCUUUUAUUUUAAAAUCCACCUCAUUCCCUCCUUCCUUCACUCAUUUAGGGUUAUUGACAAUUUUACAAAGCGACACAAGCUGCAGGGUUUUUUUGUUUUUUUUUUGCAUCAGACAAGAAUAAACCUCAAAUGACAACA